CUUUUUUCCUUUUUUCCUUUCCUGCUUCCUUUCCUGCUCUGCUGCUCUCGUUCUUUCCCUGUUCCCUUUCCUGCUCCCGUUCCCUUCUUAUCAUGGCCAACAACAACCACAAAUUCCCGUCCACUGAGACUGCUUGGAAAAAGAACGUCGCUGAGCAGGGGCUGACAGGGGCCUCCAUCCACAACAUGGACCACACGAAGUCGGGCUCCAAGACUGACUGGCCGCAAUUUCUCCUCUGUCGUGUGUUAUACCAAGCGUACAAUGCCAAGAAGUUCCAGACAGAGAUGGAUACGAACCCGCCAGUUAUCGAAAGCCCGGACAGUUACGCAAAGGCCCGCCAACAUCUCAAGCGCUACGAUGCCUGGAGAGCCUACAUCAACAACAUAUUUGAGCCCAAGCACACCACCAUGAAACAGCGCCCGUUCACAAACCUCGGAAUCUUCUCCCUUGUCAGGUACCACCAGCUAGCCGCUUACCAAGUCCCGCAAGUCGAUUAUUAUAGCGACGAUCCACCCAAAACAGCAAUGAAGACUCGGUCACAGACGGAAGCCGCGCGUGGUAAAGCCACGAGCCACCCACCGUCCACGCCAGAACUCCCCGCUGACGACUCGGAGAGUGUCGUACUGGCUGGCUUCGCCAGCCUCGACUUAGUUGGCGGAGGUGACAAACCACACGACAGCCCAGAGGCCCGCUCGGCUAUAUCGGAACAUUCAGGUUACACGCCGGCGGAGAUCGCCUAUUACAAGGCUAGCAAGGAUGAGCAAAUCGUCAACAUGGCUUUGAUUUUGUACCUCAAUGCCCUCACCAUUCAGUUCCCUGAGGUCAAAGGGGACUGGUCGCUGCAUCGGGGUUCGUUUGUUUUCAAAAACAGGGCUGAGCCGCAAAAUCCUAUCCCGAUUUUCGAAGCGAGGGUUGACGGCUACUUCGAAACGCACUCCCGGGAAAUCGCCGCUAUCGUCGAGGCGAAGUCAGCCUUACGGGAAUCAACGCGUGAGAAGAUCAGAAUGCAGGAGGCAUCUCAAUUCGCAGCCUGGAUCAACCAGCACCCUCCCCAGCAGUACCAGAAAGAUGGGACAGCGCGACGGCUCAUGAUUUCCCAAGACCGGCACGAAAUUUAUGUUACCGUUGGAACUUUCACCCCAGGCUACGUGGCUUACAUUACGAACUCCCCUCAAACGAAACCCCGGACGCGGAGCCAAAGCCUCGAGUUCCUCAAUUUAACGGAGUACGGACCUUUUUCCACCAUCAAGGACAAACAUAUGGAGGUACUCGGGAGAGCAAUGCUUGCCUUUUGUACGGAGGCUUGUUAAGGGAAACGUUGCAAGAAUGGCAGCAGUGUGCAGGUUGCCUUUGUUUGGAAAGAUGAAGGGAAAGCAGUCGAACGGCAGGUAUGGUAAGCUUGGUUAGAAUGACAUUUGGUGAACUAAGCGUUGGCGAUGGUAGAUUAGGUCCUGUGGACUGCGGCGAGGAUGAUCCUGCUGUUGGUAUUAAGCACGGGAAAGAAUUUGCUACUUUAUUAAAUCGGAUGCUUUAAAU
Gaeumannomyces tritici R3-111a-1 is the source of this 1536-nucleotide messenger RNA. RefSeq lists its product as hypothetical. Bases 93 to 1310 code for a protein of 405 amino acids. The transcript has 2 exons. The record is from RefSeq and is a predicted model, not a curated record. Lineage: Eukaryota; Fungi; Ascomycota; Sordariomycetes; Magnaporthales; Magnaporthaceae.